This is a messenger RNA of Acanthochromis polyacanthus (spiny chromis), 4372 nucleotides long. Its product is annotated as paxillin. Lineage: Eukaryota; Metazoa; Chordata; Actinopteri; Pomacentridae. The transcript has 11 exons. The coding region runs from base 258 to 1853 and encodes 531 amino acids. Gene Ontology annotation, biological process: substrate adhesion-dependent cell spreading; transforming growth factor beta receptor signaling pathway; endothelial cell migration. The record is from RefSeq and is a predicted model, not a curated record.
CGGGGGGCUGGAUGAGGGCUGGUGGAGACUCUUGAGGGGGGGAGAGAGGCAGCUGUGCGUAUUUUUUUUCUUGAGUGUGUUCUUGACUCGUCGAGCAGCAGGAGGACUUGAAAACUUCACCGCCUUCAGCUGGAGACCUUCCACCGGAGAAUUUGGCCGAAUUUUUUUUCCUCUCCCGGAGCCGAAGCAGCAGGCAGCUUGUUGACCGCCAGAGAAGGACCGGUCCGGUUCUCAGCACUGGAACCAUUUCCGCCAACAUGGAUGAUUUAGAUGCUUUGUUGGCGGACCUUGAGUCCACAACAUCCCACAUCUCCAAGCGCCCACUUUUUCUGUCUGACGAGACCGCCUACUCCUUCCCUGUUGGGAGUCAGGGCCAGCCAGAAAUCUGCUCUCCUCCCCAAGCACCACCAACUCCCUCUGAGCGAACUCUGAACGGACUAGAUGAAACAGAGUCCUUCAGCUCAGCUCAGAGAAGUCCCUGGUCUAGAGACAGCAGCAGUCCGAGCCAACCCGUUGGUGAAGAGGACCACGUAUACAGUUUCCCUAAUAAGCAGAAGAGUAGUGAGUCAUCAGCUGUUGCCAUGAACUCAUCGUUGGGCAGCAACCUGUCUGAGCUGGACCGCCUGCUGUUGGAGCUCAACGCUGUCCAGCAAAACACCCCGGCCUUCCCCACAGAAGAAGAAGCAGCUCCACCACUGCCUGCCAGCAGCAUCAUCCACCACAUCCAGGAAAAUGGAGUCUCCAAUGCUGGCAAAGCCGCCCCACCAACACUGGAUAAGCCUAAACGUGGUGCAGCAGCUCGAGGAAUAGAGGAUGUACGACCAAGCGUAGAGAGCCUUCUGGAUGAGCUGGAAAGCUCUGUGCCCUCACCCAUUCCCACACCUUUGGUGGUGUCAGAUGAACAAACAGAUGGACAAGAGGAAACACUAUCACAACAACAGGCCAGAAUGUCUGCUUCCUCUGCCACCAGAGAACUGGAUGAGCUCAUGGCCUCCUUGUCUGACUUCAAAAUCCAAAGCAAUAUCCAGUCGCAGGGAAAGACUUCUCCCACUGCUCCCCCCAAACCAGCCAACAAGCUCGACAACAUGCUGGGAAGCCUGCAGUCCGACCUCAACAGACUCGGAGUCCAGACGGUGGCUAAAGGCGUCUGUGGUGCCUGCAAGAAACCGAUUGCUGGACAGGUGGUGACUGCCAUGGGCAGAACAUGGCACCCUGAGCACUUUGUGUGCACCCACUGUCAGGAGGAGAUCGGCUCCAGGAACUUCUUUGAGCGUGAGGGGCAGCCUUACUGCGAGAAAGACUACCACAGCCUGUUCUCCCCGAGAUGCCACUACUGUAAUGGACCCAUACUGGAUAAAGUAGUGACGGCUUUGGACAAGACUUGGCAUCCGGAGCAUUUCUUCUGCGCCCAGUGUGGAGCCUUUUUUGGACCAGAAGGUUUCCAUGAGAAGGAUGGAAAGGCUUUCUGCAGGAAGGACUACUUUGAUAUGUUUGCCCCUAAAUGUGGUGGUUGUGCCCGUGCCAUCCUCGAGAAUUACAUCUCUGCCCUCAAUUCCCUUUGGCACCCUGAAUGCUUUGUGUGCAGGGAGUGCUUCACGCCGUUCAUCAAUGGCAGCUUCUUUGACCACGACGGCCAGCCCUACUGUGAGGCGCACUACCACGAGCGGCGUGGCUCGCUGUGCUCCGGCUGCCAGAAACCAAUCACCGGCCGCUGCAUCACCGCCAUGGGCAAGAAGUUCCACCCAGAGCACUUUGUGUGCGCUUUCUGCCUCAAGCAGCUCAACAAGGGCACCUUCAAAGAGCAGAACGACAAGCCCUACUGCCACGGCUGCUUUAUCAAGCUCUUCAGUUAGACUGCAUGUCUGUGUGCCAAUAUGUGUCUACAUGCGUCUACACAUUGAUUUAAAUGUCUAAAUGCACACGUGGAUGUAUGUGCACUUACAUGUCUAUGUGAAUCAGUGGUUUUUCAGACAGAGGGCGUCUUUUCGAUCGCAUCAGAAAAAGGGUGAGAGAUGUCUCUGAUUAUUAACUCUUGACACUGAAGGGACUUCCCAACCUCUCAGGCUUGGCAUUUCACACUUUUACUAAAGACAUUUUUAACAGAGCCCAAAGAGAUUUUUAUUUAGAGUUUUAUUCCUGCGUGCAACAGGAACAGGAAAGAGAAGAUGCUACUUUGCCCUUGUGUGUGUGUACAUAACAAAGCAUAUGAGAAUCAAGUUAAGAGCCCUGAUCUGUACAUUGUUUUAUUCCCCCAUUGCAGGGCAAGACCUUGCAUCACAUGGUGGUGAGCCUAUGUUGACAUAGUUUUAUGCAGAUAUGAGACAGUUGCUUGAUUGCAUGGACCAUGGAGAGUUGACUUAAACAGUUUUAAAAUAUGUUGAGUGUUGAAUACUCAGUGCUUGGCCAAUGAGUGUUGAAAAAAAAUGUAUUUUUGUAGCUCUGGAAACUAUUAAGGUGCCAUUUAAAAUAACCAUGGAAACGCUCCAUACGUACACAUUGAACCCUUCCUUCACUUCUACUAGUUCAACCUCUUUGCACACUCUGACAACAGAUCUCUUGAUGAGACCAUCUUAAGGUGCAUUUUCUAAGUUAGUGUCAUCAAGACAUUAAUUCUUAUUUUUCUACGGUUUUCCUAUGAAAAUGAACUCGGAUGUUUUCUCCGUUUCAGCUCACAUUUCAUUCACAUUUGUAUCUCAAUUACUUCCCGCUGAAAGUGAAAUCAAAUCCAAAUCUUUUUACCUGUUGUAACUUUGUUUUUACUUCACUACUGCGACUUAAAUGUGUUAUUUACAUUAAUAAUGUUCAAAUAAAAUUGAACUGCUGCAACUAAUUCUAUCAAAAUGUAGGUCAAUAAGAAUAAUUAAUGUGCUAUUGUUAGAAAUGUUUUCAGCUUUUGGUGCAAUUUAUGAGAAAAACAAGCCAAAACAAAGGUGUUUGUCUUUACUCCAGUUUUAAAGUGGAGAUUUUACUGCUGUAUCUACCCACAGUUAUCACAGAGUAAAUUCAAACUAAUUUUAUUCAGAAAAAAAAUAUACUUCAUUUCAACAUCCUUUCGUUUUUACUGUUGCUACUUAUGUACAUUUAUCACUGUAUUCAAUCUAUCAAUGAGGCUGCUUAAAGAUAUAAAAUGUGUUUAUGCUUUUUGAAAUAGAAGCAUGCCAAUUUCUUUUAUGUGGAGUUUUAUCAGCACCAGCUGCCAGUUGCUGUUACAAUCAAAAUCUAAAUUUGUAUACCUGUAAUACACUCAACUGUGUGACAGAACUGUGUUUUGUCACUGUUUUGAUGAAAAUUUAUAUAUUUUUGAGCUGUACACUGAUAUGCAAAGAGCUGGCUCUAUUGGCAUGUAGCCUAACAAUAGUUUACCCUGGUCUCAUUCCUUCACACUCUCACACAUGUACCAGCUUAGAUUCCGGUGUGUCAGAUGUCCAAGGAAACGCACCCUUGGGUAUUUUUUACUAUGAAUCAUGAGCUGUGAUCCUGCUGUCUGAAUGGUGUCAGUGUAAAGCUCACUGACAGAAGCUGGAUGUUAGUGUUAGCUGGUCAGGAAUCACAAUAUGACACCAAGCCAGGGCCAAGCCUUUAGCAAAAUAUAUCAAUAACUCAUCUUCCUUUGACUUGUAGCUCUGUUUUUGCCUUAUACGAUACAUUGCGUGGGUUUUUUUUUUUUUUUUUUUUGGAACGAUGCUUGUCUUUAAUUUUGAUCCCUGUGUGUGCAAGGAGUUAAUACACAAUAUCCACAUUCAGAUUGUUUUGAAUUUGAGAAGAUAUUUCUUGUGCUCUUGUGCCAAAUGUGUCAAUGCAAUAAGGUCUUAUACACUGUGGAGCUCUCAGCCUUUCCUGUGAUUUGACUCUUUUCGGGCUGAGCUCUGGGAGAGGCUUCAUCUGCUGUGAUGCAUUUUAACUCCAAACUAUACACUGUAAUAGACAAGCCAAUGAGAAACCCGCUGUACUGAGUCAUUCAGCAGACAGCGUCGUGUUCACUUGUAGCGGAUUCAGAUUUAACGGCAUGUAGCAGGGGAAAUGUGGGUGUCGGAAAAGACUUCAGCAUUUGCUUCAUCAGUUCAACUGUGUACGCCUGUGGCAAAAUUAAACAGGAAUUAAGUUCAUUUUGAUCAUGUAUAUGUAUCUUCUUAUUGCCUUAUAGUUUCUGCUUUUGUCAAAGAAUUCAUGAAAAAAAAUCACAGCCUUUUACAGUUAAUGUGAUUAAGUGAACUUUGUAAAUGGAGACAUAUUCAUGUGAUCUUUUCCUAUUUGAAUUUACCCAUGAGCCAUAACUUUUUCUGGCUCUAAAUGUGGAUGGGGUGUAAGCCUAUGUGGGUGAUGAUUACUCACUGAUGAAUAUUACUUCUGCAAAUAAAAUAUAAAGUAUUUA